CAGACGGAGGGCGGAGUCGGCCUCCCGGAAUCCUGGUUCCAGCGUGCACUUCUGGAGGACUUCAGAUACCGGCGUGCUCCGCGUCCGGCCGUCCACCCGCUCACGUCCAGGGCGCCGCCUCUGUGUAGGGCGGGCGAAGAGGCAGCCGAGGCGGAGCUGAUGGCUGCACUGAGGGCGGGGCGGGGUGCAGGCUGGGGCUUUCGGGGAUGGCGAGCUUUUGGGGGUUUAUUUUGGGGAAAGGCCUCUCUGUUGACCCCUGACCUCCGGGCCCUGCUGACGUCAGGAACUCCCGACCCUCGGGUCGGAGGGUCUUACGGGACUCCCAGUCUCCGGGCCCAGUUCUCUGUGGGGGUCCCUGGACCACGAACAUGUCUGACGUCAGGGACUUCGGACUCCCGAGCACGGCUGACUGCGGAGACCCCAGAUCCUCAGACUCGGGAGAACUCAGGGACCCCUGGAACCCGUCCACGCGUGUGGCUGGCCGUGGCACUGGGCGCUGGUGGGGCAGUGCUGCUGUUGUUGUGGGGCGGGGGGCGGGGUCCCCCGGCCGUCCUUGCUUCUGUCCUUAGCUCGCAGCCUGCCUCUCCCCGGAGCCAGUACAACUUCAUUGCAGACGUGGUGGAGAAGACUGCACCUGCUGUGGUUUAUAUCGAGAUCCUGGGACGCCACCCUUUCUCGGGCCGCGAAGUUCCCAUCUCGAAUGGCUCAGGAUUCGUGGUGGCUGCGGACGGGCUCAUUGUUACCAACGCCCAUGUGGUGGCUGAUAGGCGCCGAGUCCGUGUGAGGCUGCCUAGUGGGGACACGUAUGAAGCCAUGGUCACAGCUGUGGAUCCCGUAGCAGACAUUGCCACGCUGAGGAUUCAGACUAAGGAACCCCUCCCCACACUGCCCCUGGGGCGCUCAGCUGAUGUCAGGCAAGGGGAGUUUGUGGUUGCCAUGGGAAGUCCCUUUGCACUGCAGAACACGAUCACAUCCGGCAUCGUCAGCUCUGCUCAGCGUCCAGCCAGAGACCUGGGCCUUCCGCAAACCAAUGUGGAAUACAUCCAGACUGAUGCAGCUAUUGAUUUUGGAAAUUCUGGAGGUCCCCUGGUUAACCUGGAUGGAGAGGUGAUCGGAGUGAAUACCAUGAAGGUCACAGCUGGAAUCUCCUUUGCUAUCCCUUCUGAUCGCCUUCGAGAGUUUCUGCACCGUGGGGAAAAGAAGAAUUCCUGGUUUGGAACCAGUGGGUCCAAGCGCCGCUACAUUGGGGUGAUGAUGUUGACCCUGACUCCCAGCAUCCUUGCUGAACUACAGCUUCGAGAACCAAGCUUUCCUGAUGUUCAGCAUGGUGUGCUCAUCCAUAAGGUCAUCCUGGACUCCCCGGCACACCGGGCUGGUCUGCGGCCAGGUGAUGUGAUCUUGGCCAUUGGGGAGCAGCUGGUACAGAAUGCUGAAGAUAUUUAUGAAGCUGUUCGAACGCAGUCCCAGCUGGCAGUGCGGAUCCGGCGGGGAACAGAAACACUGACCUUAUAUGUGACCCCUGAAGUCACAGAGUGAAUGGAUCAGCAAGAGUAUGGGGCUCCUGCUCUGAUUUCCACUUGCUUUCCUGGCCUAGGCUGUGAGGGCAGCUGGACAGAGGAUUAAAUGAACCAGUGGGGGGCAGGUCCCUCCAACCACCAGCAUCAAUCCCUGGGCUCUGAAGAAUCACAAAAACACUUUUUAUAUAAAAUAAAAUUAUACCUAGCAACA
Messenger RNA from Phyllostomus hastatus (greater spear-nosed bat), 1728 nucleotides. It is a transcript of the gene HTRA2, whose product is annotated as HtrA serine peptidase 2. Gene Ontology annotation, biological process: positive regulation of apoptotic process; proteolysis; programmed cell death. Gene Ontology annotation, molecular function: serine-type endopeptidase activity; protein binding. Gene Ontology annotation, cellular component: mitochondrion. The transcript has 8 exons. The record is from RefSeq and is a predicted model, not a curated record. Lineage: Eukaryota; Metazoa; Chordata; Mammalia; Chiroptera; Phyllostomidae. Bases 160 to 1536 code for a protein of 458 amino acids.